This is a messenger RNA of Hydractinia symbiolongicarpus, 2751 nucleotides long. RefSeq lists its product as uncharacterized. The coding region runs from base 1 to 585 and encodes 194 amino acids. The transcript is spliced from 4 exons. Lineage: Eukaryota; Metazoa; Cnidaria; Hydrozoa; Anthoathecata; Hydractiniidae. The record is from RefSeq and is a predicted model, not a curated record.
AUGUGUGAGUAUGUAUGUGAUUGCAUGCAUGUAUGUAUAUGUGGGUGCAGUGCAAUAUUAAAUGUUGGAUGGUGUUACAGCGAGCAAGAUAAAGAACAAAUACAAAGUAAUGAUUACGUCAGCAAUACAAGCAAUAUAUUUCAAAUUAGAAGUGGUGAUAAAUAUUAUCACGUUGAUAUUACCAUGGAAAAGAAUGAAAAUUCAGGAGGAGGAAAAUCGAUUGACGGCAAGGUUGGCGAUAAAAAUUAUAUAUUCGUAUCUGCAAUUGGUGGUGUUGGCUUUCUGUUUGUGAUCCUGUUGUUGGUCUGUGUGGCUUGUGUUUGUAAAGGAAGAAAGAGAGCAAACUCAGAGAAUGCUCGAAGAAGUAACAACAAAUCACCUAUGGGUUCGUUGAGGAAGGACCGUAUCAUGGUAGAUUUUGCUGUAAACGAAUACAAUAAAAGGCAAAAAGCUAAAGAAAAUGUGUAUGUGGAUUUGCCUGCGUAUCGGACUGAAGCUCCACCUUCGUAUACAGUUUUCGAGGAUAAGAAGUCACCCAUAUAUGAUGAGAUUGCCGCAUGCAAGGCUUGGGUAGAAAUUGAAUAGUUACAAACCAACACUACUGCGAAAGUGUUUUUCAAAUCAUCCAUUCUUGGCUGGUUUGUUCAAAAAUUGCUAUACGUUUAUCAUUUCAACUGCAUUUUUAUUUGAAAUAGCGGACUUGAAUUCCAUUUCUUUUCAGUAGUUAUUCAGAAUGUUAUGAAUUUUUUUUUUAUAUCUAAAUUGUUUAUGUUCUCGUUCAACCUUCGACUUAUUUUUUUUUUAACAUAAGUUUUGCUCUUUUUUGGCAUAGCUUUUUUAUUUUAUUUAUAUAUUCAACUGUUAAUUAUUUAUUUUAUAUUGAUUAAAUAUUUUGAAAUUUGUUUUUUCCGCCUUGUCCUUUACUUCGUUUUUGCUUUUGUUUUAUAGUCUUAAUUUUUCUGUCGUUGUCAGGCCAUAAUUUGCUUUAAUUGCAUGUUUUACGUAAUAUUAAACUGUCUAAAUCACUUUGCGGAUAUUAAGUAAAGAUUUAUUUUUGCCAGCUUUGCUUAACUUAUAUAAAUUGGCACGCAUUUUGACAUAUACAAUUUGUCAAUUUUCUUUAUUAAGUAUCAUUAGUAAUAAUAAUAAUAAUAAUAAUAAUUAUUAUUAUUAUUAUUAUUUAAAAUAACGUAAAACGCACGUAAAUAUUGUAAUUUGUAUUUUGUAAUCGAGGCUUUUAAAGUUUGAUAUUUAUUGUUUUGAGCAAAAUUAUACUCCUAAAAAUUCAGAGUGUUAAUUUUCGUCCACUAAUUCUCAAAAACAAUGAGUCUCAUUUUUUAAUCUUUCUAAAAGUAUGUUAAGUUGAAUGUUGUGUAAAAUAAAUAGAGAAGGAAGUUGCAAGAGAAAAUAUCACAUGAUUUUCCUCUAAUUAAAGAAAGGAGAAGUAACUUUUCAUUUUAACUAAUAAUAUUUAAUAAUUUUCAUGUUAUUUUUACUUGAAUUAUUAUUUAAAAUAACGUAAAACGCACGUAUAUAUUGUAAAUUUGUAUUUUGUAAUCAAGGCUUUUAAAGUUUGAUAUUUAUUGUUUUGAGCAAAAUCAUACUCCUAAAAAUUUAGAGUGUUCAUUUUCGUCCACUAAUUCUCAAAACAAUGAGUCUCAUUUUUUGAUCUUUUUAAUAGUCUGUUGAGUUCAAUGUUGUGUAAAAUAAAUAGAGAAGGAAGUUGCAAAAGAAAAUAUCACAUGAUUUUCCUCUAAUUAAAGAAAGGAGAAGUAACUUUUCAUUUUAACUAAUUAUAUUUAAUAAUUUUCCUGUUAUUUUUACUUGAGUUAUUAUAUAAAAUAACGUAAAACGCACGUAAAUAUUGUAAAUUUGUAUUUUGUAAUCGAGGCUUUGAAAGUUUGAUAUUUAUUGUUUUGAGCAAAAUUAUAAUCGGAAAAAUUUUUGAGGGGUUUUUUUUAUAUCUGUCCACUAAUUCUCAAAAACAAUGAGUCUCAUUUUUUAAUCUUUCUAAAAGUAUGUUAAGUUGAAUGUUGUGUAAAAGAAAAAGGGAAGGACAUUUAAAAAGAAAAUUUCACAUGAUUUUUCUCUAAUUAAAGAAAGGAAAAGUAAAUUUUGAUUAUAACUAAUAAUAUCUAAUAAUUUUCAUAUUAUUUUUGCUUUAUUUUUUAUUUUUUAUAGCAUGCACAUGGGUUAGUCAUUUUUUGAUUUUACGCUUGAGGCUUUUGAAGUUUUCUCCGAAAUUUCUGUUAUUGAUUAAGAGAAAGAAAAAGAAAAAAAGUGAUUACUGAAGAAAAAUUUGUUACUUGCAUGUUGGAGUUUAUACUCAUUUUCAGUAUGUUGUGCAUCGAAUGUUACAAACACAUUGUGUGAUAAUACAACUUUAAAUAAUAAUUUGUAUAUAUAUAUUUACUCGCCUUACUUUAAAUUACGUGGACUUAAAUUUAGUUGCGCUAAAUGUGAGAAAAACAAAAGAAAAAGAAAAUAUCUGAUUUUCAUGUUAACUAGUCUAUUAUAAUAAUGAGUUUGCAGUCUCAGCAAAAUCUUUUGGUUUCGAAAAAUACUCAUACCGGUUAAUGAAUUAAACGAUGCCACAGAAUUUGUUUUGAAUAAUUUGCAAAAAUGAAUAUCACUCUUGCUUUUUUUAUAUUCUGUAGUAUUUGCACAUAUACGUAGUGUAUCAGCCGGUCUGAUUUAGUAUUUCUUUUAGUGUUUGCUUUAAUUUGAAAAUAUAAGAAUAGAAUAGUGUGA